AUUUAUUUUUUAAUUUUACAUCAAGUGGUCGCUCAGUAAAAACACGAAUUGCCACUCCACAGUUGGUUUACUUUUUCUGUGCUAUUCUGUUUUAAAUGCUCUUUUUGUCAAUUGAAGAUUAAUAAUAUUAAACAUGUUAAAAUAGUUAGCUGUGAUGCGCCUAACAGGCUAAGUGGAAAAACGGACCUGUGAAGCUUUGGUACCUAACGGUCGCUGUGCUGUAGCAGGAAUACCAACAAAAGUUUUAUCACGAAGAGGAAAUUAAGUAAUCAAACAGCUCUCCCCAGCGGUUAUAGUGGAGCGGGACGCCGGUGUAAGGGCUGUGGGGAGCGGAGCGGUGUCUGUGAACCUGCCCGGGCUGGUGGAGGAUAGCAUGGCUGGGGGAAAAGGAGCAGGGAAGCCCGUCUCGAUGUGGGACAAUAUGAGGAUACGCUUCAUUGUUUGCUUCUUUGGAGUCUUCGUGUGUUAUUUUUAUUACGGUAUACUACAAGAGACGAUCACAAGAGGGAAUUAUGGUGGAGAGAAGUUUACUUUUGCACGGACGUUGGUCUUUAUCCAGUGCAUCAUCAAUGGCAUUUUUGCUAAGAUCUUGAUCCAGUUUUUUGAAAGCUCCAAAGUGGAUCAUACUAAGAGCUGGCUCUAUGGCCUCUGUUCCCUCUCCUAUCUUGGAGCGAUGGUUUCCAGUAACUCUGCUCUUCAGUAUGUUAACUAUCCCACACAGGUGUUGGGGAAGUCCUGCAAGCCCAUCCCAGUGAUGAUUCUCGGUGUAACAAUACUAAGAAAGAAGUAUCCGCUGGCCAAGUACCUGUGUGUGCUGCUGAUUGUUGGAGGUGUUGCUAUGUUUCUCUACAAACCUAACAAGGCCUCAGCUGUUACUGAUGACCAUAUUUUUGGCUUUGGAGAGAUUCUGCUUUUGGUUUCUUUGACACUGGAUGGACUCACUGGUGUCGCCCAGGACCACAUGAGGGCCCGCUUCCAGACCGGAGCCAACCACAUGAUGCUGAACAUCAACAUGUGGUCCACCCUGGUUCUGGGACUGGCUGUGCUUUGGACGGGAGAAAUCUGGAGUUUCCUGAGUUUUACAGAACGUCACCCCAGCAUAUUCUACAAUAUUCUUCUGUUUGGACUGACAAGCGCUUUAGGCCAGACCUUUAUCUUUAUGACUGUGGUGUACUUUGGGCCUCUGACCUGCUCCAUCGUCACCACCACCAGGAAGUUCUUCACCAUCCUUGGUUCUGUUAUUUUGUUUGGAAACGUGAUGACAGAGAUGCAGUGGAUUGGCACUAUUCUGGUUUUCCUAGGUCUUGGAUUGGAUGCGAAAUUUGGCAAACCCCCUAAGAAGCACUAAAGAACGUAAAAUAUGAAAGAGCAGUAAUGGAAAGCAUUAAAAUAAAAUGUAAACAUACUGUAAUAAGUAAAAUAUUUUCUUAGAUAACUUAUACAUAAGUAGCUAUUUGUGUUUGAUGUAUGGUCAGAAAUUUGAAUGAGUUGUCAAAGUUAGCAGCUCCUGACGAACUGAAGACAAGGGUGCUCUGAUGACCAAGGGCCAGAAUGAAUUAAGAUGAGCUAAAGCUCCUAAAUAUAUCUAAAUAUAUUUUAAAAAAUAAAAAUAAAAAAAACUGCCACCUCUUGUGCAUUUUUAGCAUUUGACCAUAAGUUGGCUUUUUCUUUUAAGAUAAAGGCUGGAAAAUGUUUUCAUCAAAAGAAGUUUACUACUUGGAAAAAAAGGAAUCCAGAAUUUCAGAAAAAAAAUGUAAAUGUUUCAUGUUGUGUCCGAUACUCAUUAAUUGUGUUUAUUUUAUAUGAGAUGAAAACAACUUGUCAUAAAGGGAAA
Messenger RNA from Cyprinodon variegatus (sheepshead minnow), 1834 nucleotides. It is a transcript of the gene slc35b1, whose product is annotated as solute carrier family 35 member B1. Bases 374 to 1348 code for a protein of 324 amino acids. Gene Ontology annotation, biological process: UDP-galactose transmembrane transport. The transcript is spliced from 9 exons. The record is from RefSeq and is a predicted model, not a curated record. Lineage: Eukaryota; Metazoa; Chordata; Actinopteri; Cyprinodontiformes; Cyprinodontidae. Gene Ontology annotation, molecular function: UDP-galactose transmembrane transporter activity; UDP-glucose transmembrane transporter activity. Gene Ontology annotation, cellular component: Golgi membrane; endoplasmic reticulum membrane.